UGGUCAUCUCCCUGCGCCAGCCUCACGGCGCGCGGGGCUGGUGGCGCCCUCUAGUGACGUCACGACCAUUGACAGCAUGAGUCGGAGGCUGCUGCCAUGGUGGUGGUGAACGUCCAGGUGCGGCAUGUCUAGACUGGGGGCCUUCGGCGACGCCCGGGUCCGACUGGGGCUGCUGUUGGGCACUGCCGCGGGCCUGGGAGCCCUGUGUGCCCUUUACAGCCAGCGGUGGAGACGGACCCAGCGCCAUGGCCGGAGCCAGAGCCAGAGGCAGAGCCUGCCCAACUCCUUGGACCACACGCAUACCGCCGAGCCCCGACGCCAGGUGCCGCAGCUGCGGGGGGUCCCCGGGGAGGCCGGAGACGCGGCCGUGCUGUCCAGCCUCUCGGAAGCGGGGCAGGUUCAGGUGCUGGAGCGCCUGGACUUCGUGCUCAGCAGUCUGGUGGCCCUGCGGCGGGAGGUGGAGGAGCUGAGGAGCAGCCUGCAGGGGCUCGCAGGGGAGAUUGUUGGGGAGGUCCGAUCCCACUUGGAAGAGAACCAGCGAGUGGCUCGGCGGAGAAGAUUCCCAUUUGCCCGGGAGAGGAGCGACUCCACUGGCUCCAGCUCCGUCUACUUCACAGCCACAUCCGGAGGCGGGUACACGGAUGUGGAGAGCGAAGGCGGCUAUACCACAGCCAAUGCCGAGUCUGACUAUGAGCGGGAGUCUGACCGGGAGAGUGAGGAUGGGGAGGAUGAAGUGAGCUGUGAGACUGUGAAGAUGGGAAGGAAGGAUUCGCUGGACCUGGAGGUGGCUUUGGGCCCAGUGCCCGGAGUGUUGGAAACAGAAGGCUCCCUUGGCCUGGAAGACGCUCUUCCCCUCCUGCAGCAGGCGGACCAGCUACACAGUGGCAACGCACAGGACAAACGUGAAGGCUUCCAGCUGCUGCUCAACAACAAGCUGUCGUACACGGGUCUGCAGGACUUCCUCUGGCGCCUGGCCAGGGCCUACAGUGACAUGUGUGAGCUCAGUGAGGAUGUGGAUGAGAAGAAGUCCUAUGCCCAAAAUGGGAAAGAAGCAGCAGAAGCAGCUCUGGAGAAGGAAGACAAGAAUGCUGCGUGUCACCAGUGGUAUGCAGUGCUUUGUGGUCAGCUGGCUGAGCAUGAAGGCAUGCAGAAACGCAUCCAGAGUGGCUUCAGCUUCAAGGAGCAUGUGGACAAAGCCAUUGCUCUCCAGCCAGAAAACCCCAUGGCUCACUUUCUUCUUGGCAGGUGGUGUUAUCAGGUCUCUCACCUAAGCUGGCUAGAAAAAAAAACUGCUACAGCCUUGUUUGAAAGCCCUCUCAGUGCCACUGUACAGGAUGCCCUGCAGAGCUUCCUAAAGGCAGAAGAACUACAGCCAGGAUUUUCCAAAGCAGGAAGAAUAUAUAUCUCCAAGUGCUAUAAAGAACUGGGGAAAAACACUGAAGCUAGACAGUGGAUGAAGCAGGCUCUGGAGCUGCCAAAUAUCACUAAUGAGGACUCAGCUUUCCAGAAGGACUUGGAAGAACUGGAAGUAAUUUUAGGAGAAUAAUCAUUUUGAUGGCCUUUAUGACUGAAAAGGAUAUUACUGUUUGCAGGAGGAAAAUCAAGUCUUUUUCCUUAGGCCCUGCUUACAUAAGGAAAAUGAUUAAGAGUGGUUAUUGGAGAAUCUCAGCUCCUGAGUCUUGACUGGUACCUUCUAUCAUUCCACCAAUUUCUUGCUUUUAUUGUCAAUGGUUAAUUUAUUUAAAUCCUUACUUAAUUUGAGAUUGGGGAAGUACUUGCGGCCCGGGAUUCUGUUCUCAACUUCUUAAGUGAAUUUAAAAAAUCAAGACUAGUUGAGCACCGAAGACUGCUUUCUGACCUGCUGUUGAGGCAGAUGAACAACUAAGAGCGAUAGGAACAAAAUACAGAACUUGUACUUUAAUAUUUAACACCAAAGUAUAAAAUCCUAAGAUAACAGCCUACCUGCCAAGAUAAAAAUGUAGGCAGUUUGGUCACGGGAGACACGCCCUCUUCUCACCUAUCAUGUAGAAUCUAACAAUAUUCCUGGACAGACCAUUUGACUUCCAGAGUCUGGCAGCUUUUGGAACAAGGGCAUGUGAUAGAAAGUUUAUGAGAUUGUGAAAUGAUAUGAAGAGUUGCCUGAAAUAUAUUUUGGUAUAAAAUGUGAAUAAACCAAAUUUGAAGUAAU
Messenger RNA from Sorex fumeus (smoky shrew), 2188 nucleotides. RefSeq names its product regulator of microtubule dynamics 3 (gene RMDN3). The record is from RefSeq and is a predicted model, not a curated record. Gene Ontology annotation, molecular function: microtubule binding. NCBI's taxonomy places the organism in Eukaryota, Metazoa, Chordata, Mammalia, Eulipotyphla, Soricidae. Gene Ontology annotation, cellular component: mitotic spindle pole; spindle microtubule; cytoplasm. The transcript is spliced from 13 exons. Bases 125 to 1546 code for a protein of 473 amino acids.